AUGGAUAAAGCAAAGGUGGACUUCUUAAAUCAUGCGUCACAACAGCUUUGUUUAUCGAGCCCGUCGACCUCAGCGUACUUGUCUAUGAACCUCGAUUUACAAUUUAACAACCAGACAAACCAGACACGAACCCGCUCUUGCAAGAGCUGUGGGACUUCGAACGCUGCAGGUUUCACCAGCGAGGAGAACAUCUCCAUAUCGGCCAGAGCUCAGAGCAAAGGACAGCGGAAGCGGUCUCAACAAGAUCGGCUUGCCACAUGGACCUCUCACUGCUUAAUUUGCGGUCGCAAUACCAAGCAUAGUUUCACAGCACGAGCUAAACCUGCUAGUUCUAUGAAAGGCGCUCUACCCAUAAAAGCAUCCCAGGAACCCUUGUCUCCAGCGCCCACGACUGUUGGUCUCAACCCGCAAGCCUCCCAUGAACCGAAGCUCAGCAGCAAGAAGCGCGCCAAAGCACGCAAGGAUCGCGAAGGUCUGCAAGCGCUGCUCAACAAAACAAAGUUGGCUGCCGUGCCGUCGAAGCUCAGCUUCAUGGACCUAAUGAAGAAGUGA
Molecule: messenger RNA, 552 nt
Organism: Cyphellophora europaea CBS 101466
Lineage: Eukaryota; Fungi; Ascomycota; Eurotiomycetes; Chaetothyriales; Cyphellophoraceae
Exons: 1
Coding region: 1-552 (183 amino acids)
Source: RefSeq, a predicted model, not a curated record